This is a messenger RNA of Porites lobata, 5948 nucleotides long. NCBI's taxonomy places the organism in Eukaryota, Metazoa, Cnidaria, Anthozoa, Scleractinia, Poritidae. The record is from the annotation of a GenBank genome assembly.
AUGGCCGCGCGGGGAUACGAAUUUUAUCUUCGAGUGCUGAAAGUAUGUAAAGUAGAUACUUUCAGCACUCGACGAUAAAAUUCGUAUCCCCAAGCGGCCAUGUAAAUGAUCUGUUUAUUUUAUAGAUACUGAUGAAAUUCCUACAUAAAACACAGUUUUUUUUUUUAUUAAUUUUCGAAGCAGCAAAAUAGUGCAAUUAAAGUGGUCACCUAUCGCAAAAUGCCUGUCACAAAAAUGUUAUGAGACUCGGAUAUAAAAUUAUAGGGGAGAAAUAAAGACAAUAAUACUUAUAUUUUCCUGUUCCAAAAAGUCAAAAUUCUGAUGAAGAAGAGAAACAUUUUGGCUAAUAAUGUUAGUAACCACGGCGACACCAAUAUCCUCACACGUGAAAGAUAAAAAUACUAUCUUCACUGCGCGCGAUGAAGAUAUGAGUUUUUAGUAAAAGGAAAAAUCCUGGUAUUUCAUCAGUAUCUAUAUAAUGAUAUAUAGAUUUAGUCAGGGCUAAAAGCGAGGCUCCCGUUAAUAAAUUUAUAAUUUAAAUCAAACAAUAAACUUGUACUCCACAAUUCAGUUAACUUUAGAGCACAUUCAUGUGACUUUCCAGGGAAAGGCUAAGUGAUUUUAGACAAAAAUAAUUUGCAAACAAUCCCAGAGUCAACCAAAUCUUACAUCGAGUUGAUGGCCUCAUAUGUACACCCAAAAACUGGCAAUCGUCUUCCAUCACAUUUUUUAAGAACCAUAAUGGCCCUUGAUCACCGUGGGUUAAUUAGGCCUGGAAAAAAGUUCCGGCCGAUUUUUUUGCGUUCGACAAGUUUACUUUACAAAAUCUUGCCAACAAAACUGGGUGCAUGUAAACCAACCUUAUGUAUCAUUUAUACAUCACAUCUGAGGUAAAACAGUACUAUGAGGCACAGUUUUUAUCAUGCAGACCUCGGACAACAGAAUACAGUAUUUGACAGUUUUGCAAUACAAAUUGCUAUCAUUCAAUAUUCAGGACGAUCGAAGCACGCGUGGGCUUUAGCUAAACCCCUGGCUAAACCGUUAAAAAAAAUUUCCAAAAUCACUUAUACCGCCAGCCGGUUCUGACUUUUGCAGUGCUAGCUGUGGCGAGUGUUUGAAUGAACAUUAACACAGUUAAGAUCCAAUAUAAUAAAGAAUUUAUUAUGUUUAUUUUUUAUUCUAAAAUGGUUUAACGCGCGGCAUUUUAAGUACUAACUAGUACUCUGGGAAGCGUCGUUCACUGAACGACUGAAAACAAUCGGCACAGCGAUUAAAAUUACAAGAGAGACUACUAAUAAUCAAUAAAAGAAAUAUAAUUCGGUGAAACAUAUACAGAAACGAAAUUUUCAUUCAGGAAGACAAGUACUAAAGUGUCUCUAAAAAUCCUGGGUCUUCGAGCUUUAAAGCUGAAGUUUUUGUUUUGAGCCGGCUUCCCGGUGUUUGCUUUUUUCAAAGACGAACUCGAGGCAAGAAAAUCGCUCAAAGCUUCUUUUACAGCCAGAAUUAUAACUAAAAAUUCUUUGGAACGUGUUCUUUCUAUUUGCGGUGAGAAAAUGUCUAAAGGCUUUUAAUGAUGUGUAUAAGCUUAUAUAAACCUGAUACUCGGUCAGAUAAAUGUCUCAAAUCUUACAAACGUGCGUAAACAAAAUAGCCGCAUAAGCUACGCUCGACUUCAUUAAGUUAAAAAUAAAAAACAAUCAAAUACAAUAAGUACUCAGGUUUACCACUCGAGAUGCAGCUCCUCAAAGGUAUCAAGUAAGGCCAGUAUCGCUUCAGACUUUGAAACACUCUUAUGCAUUGAGCAAGGUGAAAACGAAAACGAUGCCAUCCGAAAUCGGAUUUCCAACUUUGACAAGUGACGUAUUUUCUAACCAAAAACCCAAUAAACAAACUAGCCAUGAAUAACAGAAGACUUCCGAUAGCAGCUGAAUUUCAUUUUGUACAUCCAGUGGAAAAAGAAAGCUAAAAGCAUCACAAGUUGACACAAAACUCUGUCAGCUUCAGCUGUCAAAGUAAACAAGAUUUAAGAUGCUGCCUAAAUUUUCUGCAUGAACUCACCUGUCGAAUUUUGACCAAUCAGAGCAUAAAAAUUGGACGUAGAACGUGACCAACGCGUGAACAUGGUGACAAAAGUCAAAAGCAACUGUCUUCCCCGCCUGUAGCAGCUGACUGAAUUUUCGCGUCCGAGGUCAGUUUGAAAUCAAAAUUUUAAUUGUGCGGCACAUAAACACAACAUAUUUCAUAUGAAUUAAAAGAAAAAUAAACUUGAGCCUGCGAUCACUUGAAAACCAGUACCUUGUCAGCGGAUAACUUCAAAAAAAUACUUGACCUCGAUGGGUCGACACCUGAGCCCACGAUUCGCUCAAGUGAUACUGUUCAGCGGAUACCUUGUUUUGACAGCUGUCAAUUGAUCACAAUUCCUGUGCUCCGAUCCCAAACUAAAAAGUAUAAGAUUGAACACUGUUCGCGAUCUAGUAAAACGAUUAACUGGUCGGCGGACAGCUUCCAAAUAAAUCACGUCACCUCGAUGAGUUGAUACAAGAGCCCGCGAUAUGGUCAUGGGAUACUGGUCAGUGGCUAUCCUGUUUUGACAGCUGUCAAUUGACCAUAUUGUGAAUGUCAUAUAUAAAAGAUGGGGACUUGCCAAGACACGCCUGAGACACUCCCCCCUUCCUUUUGAUAGUCUCCCCUACCCUACCCGUACAAUCUGUAGACGCGUACGUACGUACGUACGUUCGGUCGGUCAGACACGUGACAACCAAGCGAAAAGAGGUUGACCAUAUUCCAUGAGUAUGGGGCUCUGUCCCACGCGCGCUUCGCGCGCGCGGGACCCCCGCUAAAAAGUAAUAUCUUCAUCCCACAAAAAACUAAAAUAUAGUUUGUCCCGCGCAGGCAACAAUUCAGUGACUGUUUCAAGCUUGUUGAGGACGUGCCAUCGCUAUCGGUUGGCCAAUAAAUGUUGUUUAAUGGAUUCGUAUAGAAAUACAUGUUAAUCCCACGUUUCUUGAGAGACACUAAUUUCUUUGUUUUUGUUUGUAUAUUAAUUAUUGGUUCAUCAGAGUUACCACACACAUCCACCAAAAAAGUACCACAUGCAAGUAAGUAUCCUAUGAAGAUUUAAGUAGAACAGUGGUAAAUUUCUGAUUCUACUUCAAUUUAGAGUUCGCUUAAAAACAAAAAAUUUGGUUUCUCCCAGCAGGGGCACCGAGCACCACAGACGCAGAAACAACACCCAAAAGUAAGUUUUUUCAGGAGGCUCAGAUCACAUUAUGAGCUUAGAGGAGGUUAAAAACAAUGGAAAAUUAUAAAACCGUGAGCCCCAAAAGGCUACCGUGGCUAUAGAGGUCCGUUCUCGAAAUACCAAGGAUGAAAUAAACCGUGCUCACGGUUUGAUAAAGCUCCUCAUACGCGAACUAUCGCGAAUUAGACAAGAAAGAAAUAACCUCUGGAGUCCCGGGUACCAAAAAGCUGUCGUUGUCGCGGUCGCUAAAUGAAGAGAGGUGUCGUUUACAAGAGGUUCUAAUUACAGGGUUUGGCCUGGGAACGUUUCAGUGCUUUUGAUACAUAUAAAUUAUAGGUGGUUGGUCACUUACGACAGCACAUGAAGGUUUGGACAGUGUACUUUUUUUUUUGUCAGUUUAUGAUAUCAGUCAGAUAACAGUUAACGUCGAAAUAGGCUUCUCUGAUGUUAUAUUUUCGGGGCUUCUAGUUGGUUGUGUUUGUCCACUUUUAGUAUAACUCCUUAUGUGCCAGGCACCUGAAAUAAUGUGAUUUCCGUUUUGAAUAAACCGUAACGAUGGAGAUCACGGGUUAUUCAUGUCCAUACUGUUAACUGCAAUUUCAUGUCACUUCGAUAAUCCAUCUUGGACAAACAUGAUUUCUCAGUUCAAGCGGAUUGAACUCAUACUGUUACGAUCUUUGUAAAAGUAUCGAUUUCAGUCUCUAAAAGACAGGGCUAGAAUUUCAAACUUCAGAAGCUUGGAAUUAAGCCUUAUUAGAUAGCUGGUUUUUGAGACUUUGCAAUCAGAAGGUAGAAAAAGUACUGAAAACCAUGCAUUUAAGCUCAUUUACAAUUACUUUGAGGAAAUCUGUAUUGAAUGAUUGAAAUAAAGGCCUUGAAUACAAAUUUCCACUUCUCAAAUUCUGGAGUAGUGAUUUCUCCUCCAAUUUUUUUCCAUUUUGUAAGCUAAUUCUCCAAAUGUAAAAUUGUAGAUUUAAGCUUGAAUAUUAUAAGUGAAAUCUUGUUUACUGAGUCUAUUUACAAGUGCUAGAAACUUGGAAUUCAAGAUCAUUUGGUGGAUCAUCUUGCAUUAAAGCUUUUUUAUGCGCAAAAAGCUUAGAUUCAAGACUCCUCACAAAAACGGCUUAGAUUGGAGUUUUCAAAUUAAGGAAACUCAAAUCUCACGUGGUUGAGUAGCAUUCAUUAUUUCAAUGCUUUUUGUGUUUUCAUCUAAUCAUAUACUUGUAUUGGUACAUUGUAAAUGAAAAUUAUCUCGGUUACUCUUCAAGCGUUGUUUCAAAAGGCUUUUAGGUCAACUGGUUGCUCCAUAUUAGAACUUUAAAAAGUAGAUUAAUUGGUUAAAGUAUUUUCUCAAUGAGGGCGAAAAAAAUGCGUGAAUAGACUGUAAUCAGGGUUGUUAUAGGCAAAAUUAAAAGUUUCAGGAUCUAAUGGCUUGUUUGCUCUAACAGUCUAAUGAGAAGGAGCUUCAAUUUAGAGAUUAGAUUGCCAGAUUGAAAAUUAGGAUUUUGGGUUUAAAGAGAUAUUUCGCUUUUGAAACGUUUGGAUAAGUUGUUUCAUCGCUUUAUAGAAGACAGUUAAAAUGUAUUUACUUUGUAGUCAUCUUUACUGAAGAUAUACCUAUUUCCUAUCACUAAUCUUUUUCUUUUCUCAUUGUUUGUAGGGGCGAUGUACAGUGAACCUGAGCAUCGAAGCAUUGUUGUAAUAGAUAUCGAUAAAGAGAUAAUUGACAGGCGUGGCAGCAUGCGGCAAAAAAGCUGUUCAAAAUGAGGAUUCAAAAUUCUCUUCUGAUCCACAUCCUUCGCGUAUAGCUUAGUCCAGUCUUGAGGCGCAAAAAAGAGAGAAGAUUGAGAACGAAAAUGAUUAAAGGGAGACUGCGAAUAUUUACAAAUUCUUACCCUUUCCUUGUUAGCUUAAAAUAGGGCGUAUUGUUUUAUAAGACACACGUGACUCUCCUUCUAAGGUAGCCUGUUCUAGGCUCUCAGAUUGUGGGGAUGACCCAUAUACAUGUAAGUGAAAGGCGCGCGAAAACGAGUUUUGAUGGUAGUGUGCUACUCAAGCAAGAUAUUUCUCAGCUAUCUACUAUAAAGAGUGGAUUUAAACUGGUGCCAUGCAUAACAAGAGAUGGUUUGCAACCAGUACGGAUAGCGUUUCGCUAAAAGUAUCUUGAUUCUGCAUGGGUCACUAAAAAUGCAGAAGGGUGAACGCUGGGCCAUGUCAGCCUGAGAAAACAGCCGACAUUUCGCGACGCCACCACUGGUUUCCCAGCGCGAAAUGACGUCUGAGAAACGACUGCAGAAAUGUUUCACUACCCAGAUGUGGGUAUUGAUUCUGAUUGGUCGAAGCAUGAAGGAAAUUUGCUUCAGCCAAUCAGAAGCACUACUCAGAUCUGUCAUUAGUAUGGGAUUACUGCAAUCAUUUGUCCGACGUCAUUUCGCGGGAAACCCGAUGGUGAGGUCCCGAAAUGACGGCUGUUUGUUCAGACUAGGGAGGUGCAUGUUAUUUACUUGUUGAGCUUAAAAAUAUUUCAUUUACAGUUCUUUGCCUGACUAAGAAAUUAUUUCACUUUUUAUUUUUAUUUUUUGUCAUCGAUAGGAGACAGUUAAAAAUUGCAGUUUGCAGAAUUGACAGUGCGAUGAAGCGGCGUGGUUCACUAAAUCAGCAGCCACUACGCUUUGUGGUUGAUACGCUCAAGCUCGAUGUCAGGUAA